Parasteatoda tepidariorum (common house spider) is the source of this 1247-nucleotide messenger RNA. RefSeq lists its product as uncharacterized. Gene Ontology annotation, biological process: microtubule organizing center organization; spindle assembly. Gene Ontology annotation, cellular component: HAUS complex. The record is from RefSeq and is a predicted model, not a curated record. Lineage: Eukaryota; Metazoa; Arthropoda; Arachnida; Araneae; Theridiidae. Gene Ontology annotation, molecular function: microtubule minus-end binding.
UAAAAAAAGUACUUUAACUUUCACUUGCCUCUUAAAUUUAAAAACAGAAAAUUCAACUAUUCAAAUUAUAAUUUCUUGUAAUCAUUUAUCUCAUUAUAAGUAUUAGUGAUGGAGAAAGAAGUGAAUAAUAUUUUGGAGACAUUAAAGGAAUUACAGUGUCCUUUUGCUGGCAAUGGAAAAGAUCAAUGGCUUACUGACAUUUUAUUUAAAUCAAGUUUUGAAAGAUAUAACUUAAUGCAAUGGAUUCUUGAACAAUUAGGAAUAAAUGAUUUAGAAUUAUCCCAAAAUGAAAAAUCAUUAGAAAGUAAAAUUCAAAGUUUAACUCGUAUUUUUUCUGCUAUUGGUGUUUGCAGUGCUGAGGAUUCUGAAAUUAUUGAAGGAACUGCAUCAAAAAGGAAACAGCUGACUUUUUGGAAUUUUCUCUGCUGCAUGCUAUCAAAAAGAAAUGAGCUUGGUAAUUUAGGAUGUGAUAGCACAAAUUCCAAUGAUAGUGAUUCUGAAAGAAAUAUAUCAAAACAGUAUGAACAUACAACUCAAUAUAUUAACAAUGUUUGCAAAUUUGUUAAUCUUAUUGAUAGUUUUGAGAGGAAACUGCUGCUUUUUCCUCCCCACCUAAGCAAAGAAAUUAAAGAAUUAUGUAAAACAAGUGGUGGUUCUCUUACUGCAGAAGAAAUUAAGGAAAUUUAUUUUAAAAGAUACGGUGAACCAAAAGUGGAAACAGACAUUAACCAUUAUACAACUGUUCAACAAAAAAAUAUAGAAUUCGAAGAGAUAGAGAACGAAAUAAUUCCUGAAGAGGUUGCUCUGAGUAAAACAGAAGAUAACAUUGCAUUGUCUCUAAAGAAUCUUGAAAAUUUAGCAACUACCUUUGACAGUGUUUAUAACAAUUUAAAACCAUUCUUAUCAAAUGUUAAACCUGAAGAAUUCAUUGAUAUAGGACCAGCAUUUAAGGCUACAGAUGAAAAGUUAAAUUCUCUUUUAAAAGUGAAAGAUUCAGCUACUUCCCUAAAAUCUUUGGAUUCAGAAUUAGAAAUUUUAAAAACUGAUAUUUCUGGUCUUCAGAUUGCUUCAAAAUACUUAUCAGAUGAUAAACUAGGAGAGUAUUUAGGAAUUCUUUCUCAGGCAAAAGUGUGAAAAUAACCUCUAUUGCUUCCUGUUCAAAAUCAGACUUAUCAAUGUUAUUUAUUUUGUUUAUAUUGUUGUAACCUCUAUUGCAUUUAUUUGUAUAUAAAAAUGUGUCUUCUCAA